CACUUACCUACACGCCUCUCAAAGCACUUCACGGUCUCGGAUCUCGUACAGAUAUCAUCACAAUGGUUGCUACCAAGUCUGUCCUGAGCGCUGUCGCUCUCGCUGGCGUUGCUGCCGCCGAAACCAUCGACGUCAUGGUCGGCCAGGGCGGCCUCAAGUUCAUCCCAGACAACAUCAAGGCCAAGUCCGGAGAUGAGGUCGUCUUCCACUUCGUCAUGGGCCACCACGACGUUACCUUGGGCAGAUACGACAGCCCAUGCAUGCCAAUCCAGGGAGAGAGCAUCUGGUCCGGUGUGGUCGACACCGUCGAGAAGGGCAAGGGCGUCACCUUCACCGUCCCAAUCCACGACGACAAGACCAAAUGGAUCUACUGCUCCGUCGCUAAGCACUGCCAGAACGGAAUGAGUCUCGUCAUCAACGAGCCAUCCUCUGGAGACAACCAGGCCGACUACAAGGACCGAGCUAAGAUCGUUCCCCAGAGCGGUUCGCCAACCCAGGUCAAGGGAGGCACCCUCGGUGGCUCUGGUGGCUCUGGUGGCUCUUCUUCUUCUGCCUCUUCUUCUGGCUCCUCUUCCGGCACUACCUCUGCUCCAACUGCUACUGGAGGCCACUCCAGCUCUCACCCAAGCUCUACCUCCGGUUCUGGCUCCAGCAACACCCAGAGUAUCCCAGAUGCCACCCUCGUUCCCAGCGGAAGCAUCCCCAGCGCUACCGGCUCUGGAAGCCACAGCAGCACCCCAACUGCCUCCCCCGGUGCCGCUGCCGGUCUCAAGGGCAGCGCUGUCCUCGCUGGCGUGGUUGCUCUCGGUGCCUGGAUUGGCCUCUUGUAAACUGAAUAUGGUGAUAAAACGAUGAUUCCCCUUCUUGUAUAUUGACCUUGCUGUUAUGACGUUGCUUUUCCUGUCUUCAUUCCGAUAUCCUGCCUUAAGUCGUUGUCCUUGAUGGCCAAAGAAUAAAAAGGAAUUAAUUAGAAUGCAAUGAAACCUUACACUCCAUGCAUCCACCCGGCUCUUGGAGUAGAAUAAAGAACCAUCUCGUCUGUUCCAUCUGGGUAUUGAUUCAAGGUAGACAGAUCUGCUCUAUUCGCGGAUAAUCGAAUCAUACUAGCGGAAGGAGAGGCUGUGUAUGUAUCUUUGAUCUCAACUUUAGAUGAAUAGAAAUCACCACAUUGAGCCGAGAGUUUUCAACCGGUCUUUAGACGUGAUUUACCAGCCGCUCGUCUCGCUUUCAGGUUUUACGGGACGAAAUAUGAUGCCUGUCCAUUGUCUUUGCGGUGGUGGAGAGUUUCCACGAAUCACCUGGUUCUUUAGGUAUACAUCAUGAAAUAUCUCGAAGGCCUGAGGAAAAGGUAGCUCUAGGCUUUCAGCCCUUGUAGUGUUAGCAUUCUCAUUAUCCCCAAAUAUUGUUGGCUAUGUUGUCCAUCUCCC
This is a messenger RNA of Trichophyton rubrum CBS 118892, 1427 nucleotides long. RefSeq lists its product as uncharacterized. Lineage: Eukaryota; Fungi; Ascomycota; Eurotiomycetes; Onygenales; Arthrodermataceae. The transcript is spliced from 2 exons. Bases 63 to 830 code for a protein of 255 amino acids. The record is from RefSeq and is a predicted model, not a curated record.